GCUGCUGCAGCCCCGCCGAGACGCCGCCGCCGCCCCGCGAUGUCCAGGAGGAAGCAGAGCAACCCCCGGCAGAUCAAACGCUCCUUUGGUGAAAUGGAGGAAGGGGACGAAGCGCCUCUGGAGGACAGUAGCCACUUGGAGAGAGGGGGGGCCGCCUCAGACCAGGAGGGUUCUGUGGAGGGAGAUUCGUCCGGUUCUCCUUGCAGCGAAGAGGCAGAGCCCAAAGAGAAUUCAGCCAGUCCCAAGGAGCCCGAUAAGCAAGACAUCCCGGAGGAUCCCCAAGAGACGGACCAGUGGAAUGGGCCAGGUGAGCUGCAGCUGACAACAUCCGAGGGCGAGAGCGAAGUCUUUGCCAAGCAGAACGUGCCCGAGGGCUUGUCGUGGGGUCCAUACCCGGGCAACAUCCACAGCGAGCUGGCUGCUUCUCCAGGGCACGGCGAGAUGCCGAACCCCCCUGUGACCCUGAUGCUGGAAGACGAGACAUGCUGGCUCUCGAAACUGCCGUUGGUUCCUGGAGAAGGAGAGGCCAGCUUGGUGGUCUAUAAAAAGGACGACUCUAUCUGGUGCAAAACCACCAAGGCCAUCCCGGAAGGAGAAUCCCUGAAGGCGUUCGUCAUGGCUGAGCCGAUGGGCAUCCCCAACCACACUGUGAAACCUGAGCCCGGGGACCCCGCCUGCCCAGCAGUGCUGCCCCCUGAAAUACAGCUCCUGCCACAGCAGGCGGGCAUGGCUGCAAUCCUGGCCACGGCCGUUGUGAACAAGGAUGUCUUUCCUUGCAAAGACUGCGGCAUUUGGUACCGUAGCGAGCGCAACUUGCAGGCUCACCUUAUGUACUACUGUGCCAGCCGGCAGAACGUUGCGUCGCCCGCGGUAGACGAGAAGCCCAAGGAGGCCUACCCCAAUGAGCGCAUCUGCCCGUUCCCGCAGUGCAAGAAAAGCUGCCCCAGUGCCAGUUCCCUGGAGAUCCACAUGCGCAGUCACAGUGGAGAGAGGCCAUUCGUUUGCCUGAUCUGCCUCUCCGCCUUCACCACAAAAGCCAACUGCGAGCGCCACCUGAAGGUUCACACGGACACGCUGAACGGAGUCUGCCACAGCUGCGGCUUCAUCUCCACCACCCGAGACAUCCUCUACAGCCACCUGGUCACCAAUCAUAUGAUUUGCCAGCCGGGCUCCAAGGGGGAGAUCUAUUCCCCAGGCUCCUCAGUUCCGGCCACGAAACCACUGACCCCAGGUCUAAGCACGCCAGGCCCUGCCCCCACGCUCAAGUGCAGCUUCUGUGGCUACGUGGCCGACAGCUUGCCCAGCCUCCAGCAGCAUGUGGUCCUGCACAGUGCCGCCGCAGCUGUUCUGCCCAGCUCAGAACCUAAAGCUGCCCCAAGCCAGCCAGAGAUCCCUGCCAAGCUGGAUAAGUCCCCCGCUGCUGAGGAAGCAGAGGAUGGUUCCCCUCCACGAGAGCGAAGGUCCUCAGCCUGCUUGAGCGAUGUGGCGCCUUCAGUGCGGGUCAAGGAGGAACCUGUGGACGAGGGGGAAGGUGCCACACAAAUCUCUCCAGGCGUAGCUGCUGGACCUGAACCAGAACCAGACUCUGCCUCACAAGCAUCUUCUCCGCACAGCCUGCCGUCCGUGAAGGUGAAAUCUGAGAAGGCCAGUCCCACGCCAGGGUCCAGCCCCGUGCCCAGUGAGUCGGGAUCAGGCACGACUGGGGGCACGAUAUUUCUGCCACAGUACGUGUUUGGCCACGAGGCCACAGUGGUGCCUCAAGCAUCGGAGAUCCUAGCAAAGAUGUCAGAACUGGUGCAUAGCCGGCUGAAGCAGGGCCAUGGCAGCGUGCCCCCCGCCCUCUUUCCAGGCACCCCGGUGCCCAAGGGGGCCACCUGCUUCGAGUGUGAGAUCACUUUCAACAACAUCAACAACUACUAUGUCCACAAGAGGCUGUAUUGCUCCAGCCGCCGCGUGGCGGAAGAGAGCCCGCCCGGCCCCCGCAAGCUUAAGGCUGCUCAGCUGGCUUCCCCUAAAGGCCCCCCCACGCCUGGGCUGCUCCUCUCGCCCCAGGCUCCUGGAGAGAGUCAGGCGAUGCCGGAAGGAGAAACGGGAAGAGGCAGCCCUCCACCCGUCCCAGAGAUCAAGCAAGAGAUCAAGGUGGAGGAAGGGGGAACGAAGGCGAGCCCCUCCCCUGAAGCCGAUGGCGCAGGGCGUAUUAGCGAGGACAGCCAGAGCCCCAGCAGCAGCUCUGUGGAAGAGCCAGACGAUGAUCCCAGCCGGACAAUUUGUGAAGCCUGCAACAUCCGCUUCAGCCGCCACGAAACGUACGUGGUGCACAAGCGCUACUACUGCGCCUCCCGCCACGACCCACCUCUGCGUCGGAGCGGUGCCGCUGGCAAAGUGCCCUUCCUGCCGCAGCCCAUCCGCACCCGUAAGCGGCGCAAGCUGUAUGAGAUCCACAAUGCCUCCAACCAGCUCAGCAGCACCCCCGAUGUCCCACGCCCCGAAGCGCCCCCAGUGGUUCCCGCCCUCAUUUCUGUGGUCAAGACCACCCCCUCUCCUAGUUCGAGCCCAGAUGCUGAGGGGCCAAUCGACCUGAGCAAGAAGCCCCGUCUGCACAGCGGGGAGGUGCUGUCGGCCUCCCUCCCUCCCCUGGCGGACUACCACGAGUGCACGGCUUGCCGCAUCAGCUUCCACAGCCUGGAUAGCUACUUGGCCCACAAAAAGUACUAUUGCCCUGCCACGCCGUUACAACCCAGCACACUAGAACAACUGCAGAAGAUCAAGGGGGCCAUUCCACCCCUUCUGAAACCUCGAGGCAGCCCUGAGCAUCAACUGAGCGAGGAGCAUGAAGGGGUGUCAAUCAAAGUGGAGAAGGUGGUGCCUUCCUUGAGCCCCGUAGCCCCACCAUCCCCCUAUCCCAGCAUGGACUCCCUUCAGCAGCGCUACCUGGAUGCCAAAGCCCUGCACCUCCACGCUGCUAAGAUGCCCGUGGCUGUGUGCCCCUACUGCCCGCUGAACGGGGCUAUUAAGGGGGACUUAGUGGAGCACUUCCGCAAUGCCCACGGCCUCUUCGUUGCCAAAACUGUGGCCGGUGCCACGUUGAUAGAAGCCACGCGGACGCUGGCUGACAGCACCUUGCUUCCCCCGCUUCCCACCACCUCCCCACCACAGCCCCUCCCUCGAUUGCGCAAAGACAGCUUCAACGGCAAAGAGGCGCCUGUCCCUUCGGUGUCCAACGGGAGCCCACGGUCCACCGUUUCCCCUCAGCCCCUCCUCCCCGUUUCCCCCCUGCCAGAGGCUUCCCCACCUGCCCCUCCUGGGUAUACGGACAAAAGCGUGCAGACCCCGCCUGGCAAAGGCCCUCCGGUCCCCAUCGCCAACGGCAAUCACAGGUACUGCCGCCUGUGCAAUAUCAAGUUCAGUAGCCUGUCGACAUUCAUUGCCCAUAAGAAGUAUUACUGUUCUUCGCACGCUGCCGAACACGUCAAAUAGCACUUCACCUGCCUCUGGCCACACCGGCAUGGAAGCUGGGCUCCCUGGAGCAACUGGCCAAGGUGGACUCCUCCGCAGCCUCGGGUCUGAAAGCGCAGAAGGGUUGGGUUGCCCUAGGAGUUCACAAGGGGAACUGGUUCUCCCGUGAGUGCCAGCGAGGGGCAGCCGAGUGGCAUACGGAGCUGGGGGUAUGUCGACUGUCCCUUGGACCCUAGAGGAGUCAGAGGGAUGCAGUGAACUGCCCUCCUCCUAGCAAGGCUAGUGCCUGAGGGUGGAGGCACAGUAGCAAAAACACACCCAUGAGCCACCCGAGCCCCAGUCAGACGGAAGGGUCCGUCGCCUCCUUUUCCUUCUAGGGAGGGACAGGGGAAAGCGUAGAUGUUUCUGUCUUCAGGUCAGCUAGGGUGGGGCCUGGCCCCGCCUGAUUAAGCCGGGUUUGGGCUUCUGUGACCCGGAACCCUGUCCCUGAGGAUGUUUGGAGAUCAGAGGUGUUCCAGCCCAGCGGCCGUCUUAACUGGAAACGGUGCCGCUGCUGAACGGGAGGCCCCCUUCCUCUUUUUUUGCUAAUGCCCCUCCCAAAGUGGCCCCUUUUCUGCAGAGAGUCAGAGGUCCUCACCCCCCACUUUCAGUUUUCCCACCGUCUGCCUUCCCCGGAUGUCCCUUCCUGCAGGAGAAGCUCCAUCUCUCCGACCUGAUGGAGGCAGCUUUGUUUUUCUGCCGGUGUUUGUAAGGGGCUUUCCCGGUUGAGGCAGGGGCAGAGUCUGAGGCCACCAAAGGUGGAGGCUGGAAUGCAGCAGGUUAGCCUGGGAAGUUGCCCAGAGACCGUGUAUGAACCUGCCUGUUUGACUGGAAGACGUAAGGCUCCAUGAAUGCCAUUUGGCACAGGCUAAUUCCACUUCUCUGGACGAGUGCACUUAAUGGGGCUGUGUAAGCCCCACUCACUGGACAAAAAGCUCCCCAAAGCCACAUGCGUAGCACCCAAUUCCUUUUUGUGCCCACUUCCAGAUGGAUCUUCCACUGGCAUUUGGGUCCACUUUCCUCGUAGGAUGGUGUCAUGAAAGUUUGCCUGGAUUCCAGGGGCCCGGCCCUGGCUCCAGAGUUCGGCUUGGAGCCCCCCCUGGUGGGACUGGAGUGCACGGGCUUUUUUUCAUCCAGUUGUCACUUUCUGCAGAGCAGGGGGCGGGGGCUGCAUUGGGUCUGCGUUACUCCCCUUCCCUUCCCGAAUUGUUGUCCGGUGGGUUGAUGUAGAAUUGAUGUGGACUGGAACAGAAAUGCUAACGAGAGAGCACUGAAGAGGGAGGGUAUCUCCCCUCGGGAACCGUGUGUAUA
This is a messenger RNA of Eublepharis macularius, 4806 nucleotides long. It is a transcript of the gene ZFPM1, whose product is annotated as zinc finger protein, FOG family member 1. Gene Ontology annotation, biological process: erythrocyte differentiation; positive regulation of transcription by RNA polymerase II; megakaryocyte differentiation. Gene Ontology annotation, cellular component: nucleus. Gene Ontology annotation, molecular function: RNA polymerase II-specific DNA-binding transcription factor binding. The transcript has 10 exons. Bases 40 to 3477 code for a protein of 1145 amino acids. The record is from RefSeq and is a predicted model, not a curated record. NCBI's taxonomy places the organism in Eukaryota, Metazoa, Chordata, Lepidosauria, Squamata, Eublepharidae.